AUGUCCGGUGUUACGCCCGUUGCUGUCUACGCCCUGCGCGUCCCCGCCAAUGGCGCUCUGAUCCCCGCCGUUCCGGAGUUCUCUGCCAUGUUCCGUGUCAGCAUGGCUGCCAUUGACCCCGAUGAGGCUCCCGAGUACGAGGACGGUUUCGACUCCAACAAGCGCCCCCGUGCUACCCUGAAGCUUGUGCGCGCUCCCCCUGGUCUCGACCUCGAGGGCGAGGAUGAUGAUGACGAGGACUGGGAGGACGACGAGGAUGAGGAUUCCGAGGAUGAUGAGGAGGUCAACGGUGGUCCCAGCGACAAGGAGAAGGCCCGCAAGCUCAAGCUGGCUGCCGCUCGCAAGGAGCUCGAGGAUGCCAUGGAUGAGGAUGAUGACGAGGAGGACGACGAGGAGGGCGAGUUCGACCUCAAGGCCGCCAUCUCCAAGCUGAUCAAGGGCAAGGCCCCCGCCAACGAUGAUGAGGAGUCUGAUGCCGAGUCCGAUGAAGGUCUUGAGCUCGACGAGACUGUCAUCUGUACCCUGGACCCCGAGAAGAACUGCCAGCAGCCUCUCGACAUCGUUGUUAACGAGGAGGAGCCCGUCUUCUUCAAGGUUACCGGUACCCACACCAUCUACCUGACCGGUAACUAUGUCAUGCCCACCGACGACCACCACCAUGACCAUGAUGACGAGGAGUCCGAUGAGGAGGACUACGACCUUUCUCCCGAUGAGGAUGAGCUCGACAUGGAGGACCUGAUCGGCGAGGAUGACGAGAGCGAUGACCUCGACGACCUGGAGAACCCUCGUAUCACCGAGGUCGACAGCGAGGAGGAGGAAGCCCCCAAGCUCGUUGAGUCCAAGGAGACCAAGGGUAAGGGCAAGCGCGCUGCUGAGCCCGAGGAGGCCAAGCCCGAGCCCGCCCUCAGCAAGAAGCAGCAGAAGAAGCUGAAGAAGAACAACGGCGAGGCCGCCCCCGUUGAGGAGAAGAAGGAGGCCAAGGAGGGCAAGGAGGCCAAGAAGGUCCAGUUCGCCAAGAACCUUGAGCAGGGCCCGACUGGCUCCACCCAGCAGAAGCCUGCUGAGAAGUCCACCGGCACCCUGGGUGUCAAGGAGGUCAAGGGCGUCAAGAUCGACGACAAGAAGCUGGGACAGGGUGUCGCCGCCAAGGCUGGUAACACCGUUGCCAUGCGCUACAUUGGCAAGCUCGAGGACGGCAAGGUCUUCGACGCCAACAAGAAGGGCAAGCCUUUCACCUUCAAGCUCGGUAAGGGCGAGGUCAUCAAGGGUUGGGACAUCGGUGUCGCCGGCAUGGCUGUCGGUGGUGAGCGCCGCAUCAGCAUCCCCCCUCACCUCGCCUACGGCAAGCGUGCUCUCCCCGGCAUCCCCGCCAACUCCAAGCUGAUCUUCGACGUCAAGCUUCUCGAGAUCAAAUAG
Aspergillus luchuensis is the source of this 1416-nucleotide messenger RNA. RefSeq names its product FKBP-type peptidyl-prolyl cis-trans isomerase (gene FPR4). The transcript is spliced from 4 exons. Gene Ontology annotation, molecular function: macrolide binding; peptidyl-prolyl cis-trans isomerase activity. Lineage: Eukaryota; Fungi; Ascomycota; Eurotiomycetes; Eurotiales; Aspergillaceae. The record is from RefSeq and is a predicted model, not a curated record. Gene Ontology annotation, cellular component: chromatin; nucleolus. Bases 1 to 1416 code for a protein of 471 amino acids.